Molecule: messenger RNA, 744 nt
Organism: Cylas formicarius (sweet potato weevil)
Lineage: Eukaryota; Metazoa; Arthropoda; Insecta; Coleoptera; Brentidae
Product: dynein light chain Tctex-type 5
Exons: 6
Coding region: 43-672 (209 amino acids)
Biological process (GO): microtubule-based movement
Cellular component (GO): cytoplasm; cytoplasmic dynein complex
Molecular function (GO): dynein intermediate chain binding
Source: RefSeq, a predicted model, not a curated record
UCAUUUCAAAUAGUAUUGUCAGACACGUUAUGAAUACGGAUAAUGAAAUCGGACGACCAGAAGGAAAGGAAAUUGAAGGUGCCACAUUACUCCAGGAUUGAAAAACAAGAAAGUUUUGUGCCAACUGCCCCACAUAUCUCCUCGUCGACGACCCGGCAAAGUGCUUGGCUCAGGAAAUCUACUGUAAUAAGAGAUGCAAGUGCAACUGGGCCUAGAGACACGAUGAGAAAAUCAAGACUGGGCAAGUUAAGCAGUCGUGCCCGAAUGGUUCUGGGUAGCAUCGUUGACAUAAAAGCGAACAUUUUUGGGGAUACCCACGACAAAAAGGUCGCCAGGUACAUGAAUACAUACAGAUUAGAGCCCGAUAACCCUUUUAACCCAGAGAAAGUGGACAAAAUCCUGAGAGAAGUUUUAACAGAGGCUUUGGAAAAUUUGACCUAUGAUCCGGAAAAAUGCGUUGCACAAGCAAAGUGGGCAUCGAUGGCUAUAAGGUCCAAGGUUAAGGCAUUGGAUUUUGACAGGUAUAAAUUAGUAUGCAUUGCGACAAUCGGAGAAAAAAUUUCGCAGGAUGUUUACACGACCUGCAGAUUUUUGUGGGACGCAGAGAAAGACAGCGGGAAAGUUCCAGUCGAAAUUAAGUCCGUCGAAUCCCAGUUCGUCCAGGAAAUGUAAAGCCGAGUUUACGAAUACCGCUCGUUUGGAAGAUUGCGCAGCAACUUCUGAAUAGUUCUGAGAUCCUGCAUU